This is a messenger RNA of Ruditapes philippinarum (Manila clam), 2457 nucleotides long. RefSeq lists its product as uncharacterized. Bases 198 to 2375 code for a protein of 725 amino acids. Gene Ontology annotation, molecular function: protein binding. The transcript is spliced from 2 exons. NCBI's taxonomy places the organism in Eukaryota, Metazoa, Mollusca, Bivalvia, Venerida, Veneridae. The record is from RefSeq and is a predicted model, not a curated record.
UUUAUGUUGUCAGUUUUCAUCAUUUCAUAAUAUGCUAUCCUGUUAUAUUCAAAACCAUUGCGGAUGGUUCGCUCAAUAAUUUGAAAAGGAACUGAUGAUCAGUGUUUAAAUGUUAUUUUAAAUAUAGGUUAUCUUGCUACGUAACAGGAAAGGAAUUUCCAAAUUUUUCAACAGGAAUAAAAUAUUAUCUCACGAAAAUGGAGAAUACAAUUGAAAGAAUGCACCAAGAUCCAGAUUAUUGUCGCUAUAUUUCAAUGAAAAUGUCAGCUGUGCUACAUGACAUUGGCAUAAAUGAAGAAUCGAUACAGAAAAGACGAAGUGCGAGGCUUAAAAGUGAAUCUAUGUUAAAUGCAAUAACGCUUUUGAUCAAUGAUGAUGCAUCUAUUUACAUUUUUGGUAGUCAAAGUGAAUGUUCAAUACCACUAUUAAUGCAAUCAGACGUAGAUUAUUUGUCAUGUAAUAACAAAAUCAAUUUAGUACAGACAAGUGGUCAGUGGAAGCCGAGAAAGUACAACAUUCUAGUGAUUCAAGACGAUAGCACAUCCCCUGGAUACUGUCUUCUACAAGAUCUGAAUGAAACUUCUGAUAAAGAUUUUGAAACAAUAUUGUUUGAAAAAGAAAUGAGAAAAAUAUUUGAUUCGGAAGGUGCUUUUGAAUUACGCGGGGAAAGAAUGUUGAUGAAAAAUACAUUUCUCACUAAACUUGAUUUUAAAGGCUGUAGAAACGGACCAGCUUUAACGAGACCAGGAAAUGGACGUAAUCUUGAUUUCGAUUAUGUCAAAGCUAUGCAUUGUACAGAUUGGCCAUUUGAAGCCAAAUCAUGGCUAAAUAAUCAAGGGAAAGGAAAUUGGCCUAGCAAAGAGUUGAAGGAAAAAUGCGAAACUACUGGCUUUUUUGUUGUGCCAGUUGCAAGUAAGAGUGGUCUGUACGAAGACCUUGAAUGGAGAUUAUCUACUUCGCUUGCUGAGAGAUUACUCAUGUUCAGCUUAAACAUUACACAAAUGAGAUGCUACGUCCUUAUGAAAUUAAUUGUUAAAACAUUUAUAACUCCUGAAUGCGGAGAUGUCAUUUCAAGUUUUAUAUGUAAAACCACAUUAUUUUUCUGUAUAUUUAAACAAGAAACAUGCAUCUGGAGAGAACAGAAUUUGCUUUUAUGUUUAAAGUAUUGCCUUGAGGAAUUGAAAGACUUUGUAAUGCAGGAAAAUUGUCCACAUUUUAUGAUACAUGGAAAUAACCUACUAGCUGGAAAAGUCACGUCGUCAAACAAAAAAAGGAUAGAAAACAUUUUACAUGAAAUUAUAAAAAGUAACGGCCAACAACUUUUAAAGAUUUCUAUUUGUGACUUCGGUUACUUGCUUCAGAAAAUAUGUAGUAAACCAUAUCCAUUCAUUCAAGGCGAUUAUCACCUUAGGAAUAAGAUUUUGUUUGGUACAGAAGUCAUUAUACAAUAUGGAGUAAAUACAGUGUUACAAUUCUGUAUGUCCAGUUUUAAUGGUAAAUUACUUUUGACUAACUUUAUAAAUUCCCUUGUACAAAAAUACGUGGACAUCCAUUCAAGCAAAGAAUACAAAAAAGCAAUCAGACUUUUAACACCAAUAGUACGUGCAUUUCUCGGAAGUAUUAUAGCUUCUGAUGACAUUCGUACUAACACCAAGAUGUCUUCUACUGCGCUUGUCUGCCUACUGGGAGGAUUUUCUUCUGAUGCAGCAUCUGGCAAACUUAAACUGGCAUCAGCUUUACUCUCUGCUGAUGAACUAAUUGCAACGGAAGCUGUUCUGAAUAAUGUCAUUGAUAUGUACCGUAACAACAGUGUUCAUGAACAAUGUUUAUGCAAAAGGUUUUCAACAGAACUUAAUACAUACUUUAAACCAGGAUUUAUCAAACAUCUAAUCACUAAAAAUGAAAAGAAUUUCAGGAAUGUAAUAGCCCUUUGUGUAAGAUAUAUGCCAUGUGAAUUUUACUGUAUGCCAAAAGAAAUACAAUACGAAAUUUUCCGUUCAAGUAAAAAAGAAAAGUUCAGAGACUUUAAACGUUUUGAUGAUUUUUUAAUAGAACGUUUUGAUGAUUUUUUAAUGGCCAUGGGUGCCGUGGAUUCUCUCCCAUACCUCUAUUUUCUUCAGUACAAGACGUAUGGCAGUCUUCGUAAUGUUACUGAACAACAGAAAGCACUGCGAAAUCUUAUCAACGUAAUUAGGAGAGAACCAUUUCUUUACCACAGAGAAACUGACUUUAAUCUACUUGGACAAUGUAUGGAACAGGAAGAAAGAUAUGAAGAUGCGUUUGUCUGUUACUUGAAAUCUUUUAAAAUAAGAUCUGAUAACAAUGUAGUAAGAAUACAUAUUUGUAAACUCCUUAAUCGAAUGAUAAAUAAUUGAUCUGAAUAUUUACAAAUAACAUAAAUAUAUGUAUAUCUAUGUACAUACCUCGGAAGUAUUAUAGCCUUUGAUGACAUUCGUG